Messenger RNA from Paramisgurnus dabryanus, 656 nucleotides. The record is from RefSeq and is a predicted model, not a curated record. NCBI's taxonomy places the organism in Eukaryota, Metazoa, Chordata, Actinopteri, Cypriniformes, Cobitidae.
UCACACAAUCUACACUGAAGUCCUGAAAGUGAAGAUCAGACAAAAGAUUCAUCAUGGCAGUCAUGAGAGCUCUUGUGCUUCUUUUCUUGGUCUUUUCUGUUGAGAAUGCAGCAGCUCAAGAGAAAUGCCCAAAUGGAUGGAGAUUUUUUGGUGGGCAAUGCUACAAAUUCUUUUCUCAGUCAGUUAACUGGGUCAGAGCUGAGAAAAACUGUCAAUCCGUUGGUGCAAAUCUUGCAUCAGUGCGCAAUACAGCGGAAAACAAAUUUCUCCUGAAUCUGCUUGUGUCUGCUAACACACCUGCUUGGAUUGGUGGUCAUGAUGGUGAAAUUGAUGGACAAUGGCUAUGGACUGAUGGAUCUCAAUUUGUCUUUACCAACUGGUGCUCUGGAGAACCUAACAAUAAAGGUCGUGCAGAGAACUGCCUGGAGAUAAACCUUACCACUAACCGUUGCUGGAAUGAUAUGCCCUGUUCAUACACACUGAGCUACAUUUGUGCCAAACCUCUGAGAUCAUGAAAAAUCAAUCUGUUUCAAAAGUACUAUGAUUGUACUGCAUGCCUAUACAUUUUUAUCUGAUAUUAUCAUUAAAAUAUCACUGUAAUUAUCUUUAAAAAUUACUGAACCUUCCUAAAAACUUCUAAAAUCAAUAAAAGCAUU